AUGCAUGUCCUAAUAUUUUUAGUACCAAUUGUAUUAGCUGAAAACAACUUUAAAAGGUUUAUCGAAGAUGGUUAUGGAAUUGAAGUUUUUGAUUUAACACAUCCAACUCGAUGGAAGGAUAUGGCAACAUUUUAUGGAGCUAUUGAAAAGGGCUGGAAAAUAUGCGUCAACUGCGGAAUUCCUGGAUUAGGCACUGGAUUACACAUGGGACAUGUAGCCGCCACUAAUUCUAUGUUACCGUCAAUUAUUCCUACGGAGUAUUUACUUACCAGACUGGAAAUAGUAGAUAUCAGUUAUUUAACCAAAGUGGACCCAGGGUUGGUUCUCUCGCUAGAUGUCGCUUUACAGUGGCCGGUGUUGAAGCACGAUGCUCGUCAGCCAACGUUGAUACUGUUUAACUUUGGCUGGGCGUUAAGUGACAAGUUUGUGAAGGGCUGCAUUUGUAGGAUACCUGGUCUAAGUUACGAGCUAGCAGAGUAUAUAGCCAGUAAUCUCACGCACGUGGUGGGGGUAGCAACGGACGCACCAACAUUGGAGUCGGAAGAAACACGUGAAAUGACAAAACGUACUGUUGCCAACGCACUUGGAAAAAAUGGCAUUUAUAUUAUAGAAAACGUUAAUCUUAAAAGAAAACUGCCAGAGCGCGGUUGCAUGGCCCUAGCGUUACCUCUAAAACUCCUGCAAGCAAGCUACGUGCCGACUCGGUUGGUCGUAUUCUGUCCCUCUCACAAAACCGAGCGGUACGUCUCUAUCGCACUCAAGAAGACCAGCCACCCGAUACCGAUUGUUAAAAAUGAUAUCGAUUUGAAUGAAAUUUUAGAAACUUUAUGA
This is a messenger RNA of Colias croceus (clouded yellow), 831 nucleotides long. RefSeq lists its product as uncharacterized. Gene Ontology annotation, molecular function: arylformamidase activity. NCBI's taxonomy places the organism in Eukaryota, Metazoa, Arthropoda, Insecta, Lepidoptera, Pieridae. The record is from RefSeq and is a predicted model, not a curated record. Bases 1 to 831 code for a protein of 276 amino acids. The transcript is spliced from 5 exons.